CCAUCCGUACCGAGAGGCACGCGCUUCAGUCCUCCUCUAAACUACACGGUGGCGUGAAGGAUAAAUUGCUUUUCUCUCCAAUGCAAUGUCUUUAAUCUACGACGCGCUUCUUUCCGAAACUCAACGAAGACAGAUAUGUCUCUACCGCUAACUUGUGGUCUGUAGUAUUCUUGAGAUAUUUCACCAGAAUAGCUCGACACGUGCAAAUUUAAAGAGAUAAACUUCAGAGUCGCGAUGAUGGCAUCAAUAGGGGAGUUCGAUCCGCUGAACAACAUCGUUCCUGCUACUAAAAUAGAAGUUACCGUGUCAUGCAGGGAUCUUCUGCAUGUGGACACAUUCUCCAAGUCUGAUCCUGUGGUUGUGCUGUAUGUGCAGGGUAUCGGCACCAAAGAGUGGAGGGAGUUUGGCAGAACAGAGGUUAUUGACAACACACUGAAUCCAAACUUUGUGCGGAAGUUUUUCCUGGACUUCUUCUUCGAAGAGAAGCAGAACCUCCGCUUUGACGUAUACAAUGUGGACUCAAGAAGUUCAAAUAUUUCCAAAUUUGUAAGCUCUCUCCACCAGGACUUCCUGGGUCAGACCUUCUGCACUCUGGGGGAGAUCAUUGGAUCCACUGGCGGGCGGCUGGAGAACAGCUUAUCUGGGAUUCCUGGGAAGAAGUUAGGGGCCAUUAUCUUCACGGCGGAGGAGCUCAGUAACUGUAGGGACAUUGCUACCAUGCAGCUGUGUGCCAACAAGCUGGACAAGAAAGACUUUUUUGGGAAGUCUGCCCCCUUCCUGGUCUUCUACAGAAGUAACGAGGAUGGAACGUUCACUAUCUGUCAUAAGACGGAGGUGGUUAAGAACACACUGAAUCCUGUGUGGCAGCCCUUCACCAUCCCAGUGAGGGCCCUCUGUAAUGGGGACUAUGACAGAACAGUGAAGGUGGAUGUGUAUGACUGGGACAGAGAUGGAAGCCAUGAUUUCAUUGGCGAGUUCACCACAAGUUACAGAGAUUUCUCACGUGGACAAAACCAGUUUAAUGUCUAUGAGGUUCUAAAUCCGAAAAAGAAGGGCAAGAAAAAGAAAUACAUUAACUCUGGCACGGUAACACUGCUGUCCUUCAAAGUGGAGUCGGAAUAUACCUUUGUGGAUUUCAUCCGAGGCGGGACACAACUCAACUUCACAGUAGCCAUCGACUUCACUGCUUCUAAUGGUGACCCGUCUCAGCCCACCUCCCUCCACUACAUGAACCCGUACCAGAUGAAUGCGUAUGCCAUGGCCCUGAAGGCUGUAGGGGACAUCAUCCAGGACUAUGACAGUGACAAGCUCUUUCCUGCCUACGGCUUCGGAGCCAAGCUACCUCCCGAUGGAAAGAUAUCCCACGCAUUCCCUCUGAGUGGUGACAAUGAAAACCCAAACUGUGUGGGGAUAGAGGGAGUAUUGGAGGCGUACUUCCAGAGCCUCAGGACGGUCCAACUCUACGGACCCACCAACUUCUCUCCAGUCAUCAACCAAGUGGCACGGUCUGCGCAGGAUGUGACGGAUGGCUCUCAGUAUUUUGUGUUGUUGAUGAUCACAGACGGAGUUAUCUCUGACAUGCUGCAGACCAAGGAGGCUGUAGUCAAUGCAGCUGCUCUCCCCAUGUCCAUCAUCAUCAUCGGGGUCGGACCUGCAGAGUUUGACGCCAUGGAGGAGCUAGAUGGUGAUGAGGUCAGAGUGUCCUUCAGGGGGCACUUUGCUGAAAGAGACAUUGUGCAGUUCGUUCCUUUCCGGGACUACAUGGACCGGUCGGGGAACCAGGUCCUGAGCAUGGCCCGGCUGGCUAAGGACGUGCUGGCUGAGAUCCCUGAGCAGCUGCUGGGGUUCAUGAAGACCAGAGGCAUCGAGCCCCGGCCCGCCCUCACCACCUCAGACCUGCCCGACCUCCACAGGCACAUCUGACACCCCCACUGUAGUGGGACAGCACCUUUCAACCCCUUGGGUCUACACAUAUUUGAUGCUCACACACACACUUGACAUCUCUCUCAUCUCUUUUAACCCUAUGCCAUUUCCAUUUCACUGCAAGCCGAUGUCGCCUCCCCUACAACUGCGCAUCCUUAACACAGUUUAGAAUGAAUGUAUUCAUACAUUGUGCCAUUGAACACGUAGGGGCGGGUAGAUUGAGCACCCAAUGCAAUAGCCACAAGCACCGUCACUUCUGAAGAGAAGGGAGAAAUAUAACUGAUUAUGCCGUGAUGCCAUGCUGUACACUUAUAACGUUCACAAGCAUAUGCAGAGGGAGGAGUUUAGUCUGUGAAAGUUAUUGAUAUAGAAAAUAUACUGAACAAAAAUAUAAAUGCAACAUGCAACAAUUUCAAAGAUUUUACUGAGUUAAAGUUCAAAUAAGGAAAUCAGUCAAUUGAAAUAAAAAAUAAAAAAUUUAAAUGACAAUUAAAUCAAUUUUAACCCCACUUUGUAACACAACAAAAUGUGGAAAAAUUAUUUCUGAGGGCACUGUAUAUGCAAAGCAGCUUAGCCAUCAACUGGAGAGAACAGGUAAAAAAAAUGUAAAUCAAUGAUCAUUGCUGAUUUAUUGAUUUGGUAAACAAACUUGACAUAUUGCUUUCAGCCCACACCUCCACACAAAAUCUUCUGUAUUGUACUGUAUCUUCUGUACUGUAUCCACUCCCUCUCUCUGAGUGUCAUGUUAUAAUGCAGAAUGGGUGUUUUCUGUUGCCUUUCAUUUGAUUUUCUGAAACUAAAUGACUCAAAGAGUGAUUUAUAAAAACCAAGCACCAAAACACGAGUGCAGUUGACUGUCUUUGGGGAGGUGAAUGAAGAGGUUGUCCUGGGCAAACUUUAUUAUGUGUUUGGUUUGUUGAUGAUUGAUUUGAAGCAGGUCUUGUGUCAUGAACUAGGGGUCGGUUCAGCAGGACACAGCGUUUUGGAACGUUCGGAUAGAAAUAUGUUAUGUAGAACAAGCAUGCCUUUCCGACAUGUAAAACAAGCAAUCAUGUUGGCUCUAUUCAAGGCAUUUCUAUCUGAAACGUUUGGCAACUGAACAUGUGGCCCUGGAGAGUGUUGACACGGCUGGCAUGGGGCCCAGGUCACAUGUUCGUUAGCGCCAGUCAUUCUCACCCCCCUGUCUAUCAUACCAUCCUGCCCAGCAUGGGAUGAUGCUGGGCGCAGAUUACACCCUGCUGGAACAGAAAUGCCAGUCUCAGUGCCCUCCUGCAGUGAGGGAGAGGGAGACCGAGGAGGUAGGGGGAGGUUGAGGAGAGAUAGGGAGGGGAGGUUAAGGCCUGUGACAGUAGGGCUCCAGCGGUUUGGUUGAUGUUUUUAUUUUUUGUGUGUUUGUCAGAAAUGAAAGGAGAAAGAGAGAGGAAAGAUUUCUUGGAUUUCUUGUUGUCAUAAUACAUUGGAGAAAUCAGGUUAGCAACCCUGUUGCCACCUGAAGCUCCAGGCUUAGUUCUGAUCAUAGUUUCUAUGGUUCUGAUUCUGACAUCAAAGCAUUACAAUCAAUUAUACACUGUCAUUAAAUCUCCUUUUUGUGGCCUCAUUAAAAAGCAUGUCAGAAAAAACUUGCAGGAUACUAGAAUCCCAUCUCAAAAUAUUCACCAACCUAAAAUGUAUACAGCAAAGCAUUUUUUUUACACCAGUAGGAGUUGACCACCCCCUCACGUUGCCAAUGUUGAGAACACUGUACAUCCUACUUUCAAUGUUAUUUGCACAGUAUCAGAUGGAAUGGAAACUGAGGUAAUCACUAAGAUACAGCAAUAAUUCAAAAAUGUUUUCAACUAACUGUUCUGUAGAGUGGCUCAGCUCUACCACCUAGCGGUCACUGCUAAUUGAGGCUCUUCUGAGCUCAGUACAGUAUGAGGAUGCUACAGACUGACAUGAUUUCCUGGUAGAUGUGUUGAGUUGAUAACGCUCCUGUACGGUGAGGUUAGGUUGACCCUGGCUCCUGUACGGUGAGGUGAGGUUGACCCUGGCUCCUGUACGGUGAGGUGAGGUUGACCCUGGCUCCUGUACGGUGAGGUGAGGUUGACCCUGGCUCCUGUACGGUGAGGUGAGGUUGACCCUGGCUCCUGUACGGUGAGGUGAGGUUGACCCUGGCUCCUGUACGGUGAGGUGAGGUUGACCCUGGCUCCUGUACGGUGAG
Messenger RNA from Oncorhynchus keta (chum salmon), 4123 nucleotides. RefSeq names its product copine-9-like. Gene Ontology annotation, cellular component: plasma membrane. Gene Ontology annotation, molecular function: calcium-dependent phospholipid binding. The record is from RefSeq and is a predicted model, not a curated record. Gene Ontology annotation, biological process: cellular response to calcium ion. The transcript has 21 exons. The coding region runs from base 235 to 1923 and encodes 562 amino acids. NCBI's taxonomy places the organism in Eukaryota, Metazoa, Chordata, Actinopteri, Salmoniformes, Salmonidae.